Molecule: messenger RNA, 2365 nt
Organism: Calliphora vicina (urban bluebottle blowfly)
Lineage: Eukaryota; Metazoa; Arthropoda; Insecta; Diptera; Calliphoridae
Product: dynein intermediate chain 2, ciliary
Exons: 9
Coding region: 35-2311 (758 amino acids)
Biological process (GO): cilium movement; outer dynein arm assembly
Cellular component (GO): outer dynein arm
Molecular function (GO): dynein light chain binding; dynein heavy chain binding
Source: RefSeq, a predicted model, not a curated record
CAAUAGUGCAAAAUUUUAAUACAAAUUAUAAAUAAUGCAUUCAGCUGCAAAAAAGAAAGUUGAAGUUGGUAAUUCGCGAAGUGCAUCGGGAGCGGCUGGUGAUAAAGUCUCCAGACUUCGAGGAAAAGCGCUAAAUCGUGCUUCUAGCAAACAAGCUAAAUCAUCGGGCGCCGAAGCUGGUGGUGGCGAUGCCGAUGAUUUCGAUGCUUGGGUAAAAUCGCGUCAACUUUUAAAACCUGAAGAUCAACUAGAUUUAACUGAGGCCGAAUUAGGAGAGGAGAUUACAAAAGUUUUAACACCCACCAACACCAAUGUGAUACACAAUUUGGUGGUGUAUAGUUUCAAAGAUGAAGCCUUUGUACCGAUACCUCCCGCCGGCAAUACGGUUACAUUGCUUAGAUAUGAGGGAACCUCAUUGCAUAUAGAUUCUGAAGAGGCAAAAAUUCAAAUGGAUGAAAGUGGGGAAAUAGGUUAUCCUUUGCCAGCACCUCGUUAUUCCGUGGUAGAGAUAGAAGCUCCUCGAAAAUCCGUAGGUAGUACUGAAGGUGACGGGGGAGAAGGCGAGGAAGGAGCUGAUAAUGCUGAGGCCGCAGAGGGCGAAGAGGAAGUGGGAGAAGAAGAGGAAGAAGGGCGAGAAGAUGCAGAGGAGGGUGAUUUAGCUGAAAAAGAAGGUGAAGAAGUAACGGAAGUAGCAACAGCAGCAGCUGCUGCUCCAACGUCUGGUAAAAAACGUAAACUCAUAAAUCAGUUUAAUUUUUGCGAAAGAGCUGCUCUAACAUUUAGUAAUCCAAAAAGGAAUGUUGAAACCCAAACUAUACCACCACCACGCUCACAAUAUGGUGCCAAUGUGUUGCAGUGGGUCAUCUAUGACAGCUAUAUGGAGGACUUUGAGAAGCAGCAAAAGGAAAAAGACAAAAAAGAAGACAAGAAAGCUCAUCGCAAGGAUGACAGCAAAGGAGCCAAACAAGAUGUGCGCACCCUAAUGGCAGAGGAAAUCAAUAAGAAAUAUUUGAAAUCUUGGCAAAUAUUGGAAAGAAUGAUUAAUCAAAAUAUUUAUAGAGAUAUAGCGCAUGAUUAUCGCUACUGGGAAGAUCCAGCUGAUGAAUAUCGUGAGGCGGAGGGUACUUUGUUGCCCUUGUGGAAGUUCAACUAUGAACGUACCAAAAAAAUGAGCGUAACCGAUGUUAUGUUUAAUCCGUAUUAUUAUGAUUUAUUUGCGGUGUGCUUAGGAUCACAUGAUUUUAUGAAACAGCCAAGUGAGGGUGCAAUUUGUUUAUUCACUUGUAAAAAUCCCUCAUAUCCUGAUUAUAUUAUCAUGACCGAAAGUGGUGUUAUGUGUUGUGAUAUUCAUCCAAAGUAUCCGUUUCUAAUUGCAAUUGGUCUGUAUGAUGGCAAUGUGGCGGUCUAUAAUCUAAAGGAUAAUUAUAAAGAACCUUUGUACUUUUCCGAUGGAGUCAAUGCCAAGCAUAUUGAAUGUGUAUGGGAGAUAAAAUGGGGUCCCGACAUGGCUGAUGGUGAAAUAAAUUUCUAUUCGGUUUCUUCUGGAGGCCGAGCCUUAAACUGGGUACUAAUGCAAAAUAAACUAAUGGUGACAACGAUAAUUACAUUGUUUCUGGAAUAUGGUCUGGUGGCAGGACCAGAUGGUACAGAAUUACGUUUAAAAAGUUGUGGUUCUUGCAUGAAAUUUCAUCCACAAGAUAAGGAAAUUUUUCUGGUGGGCACCGAAGAAGGCUGCAUAUAUAAAUGUAGCAUAGCCUACAGUUCGAAAUACUUGAUGACCUAUCGAGCCCAUAAUCUAUCCGUUUACAGAAUUGACUUUAAUCGUUAUAACUCCAAUAUAUUCAUAACAUGCAGUGGUGACUGGCGUGUUAAAAUCUGGGAGGAUAUGAGACCGGAACCAUUGUUUAUAUUCGAUUUAGGUUCAGCAGUGGGCGAUGUUAAAUGGGCGCCUUAUUCCAGUACUGUAUUUGCAGCCGUUACCAAUGAGGGAAAGGUUUAUGUAUUCGAUUUGAAUGUUAACAAAUACAAAGCCAUUUGUAUUCAAGCAGUGGUGCCGAAACGUAAAAAUAAAUUAACACGUUUGGCUUUCAACGAGAAGUUGCCAUUUAUAAUAGUGGGCGAUGAUAAGGGCACCGUUACUUCUUUGAAACUGUCACCCAAUUUACGUUUAAUGGUUAAACCACCCAAAAAGCAAAUGUAUUUGGAUCAAACUACUUUACAAAUUCAAAAACUGGAAAAGUUAUUGUCUUUAGUACGUGAAUUACCCGAAGGUGCUAUUGUCAAGGAUACCACAACAACUGUGCAAAGUUAAAGGGUGCAAUAAAAUAGUUAUUGGAAAUUAUUUAGACAGCUUUUUUUUAUUAAG